Molecule: messenger RNA, 945 nt
Organism: Alternaria arborescens
Lineage: Eukaryota; Fungi; Ascomycota; Dothideomycetes; Pleosporales; Pleosporaceae
Product: 60S acidic ribosomal protein
Exons: 3
Coding region: 1-945 (314 amino acids)
Biological process (GO): ribosome biogenesis; cytoplasmic translation; ribosomal large subunit assembly
Cellular component (GO): cytosolic large ribosomal subunit
Molecular function (GO): structural constituent of ribosome; large ribosomal subunit rRNA binding
Source: RefSeq, a predicted model, not a curated record
AUGGGGGGCAAGAAAGAAUCCAAGGCCGCUUACUUCGAGAAGCUCGAGGCUCUCCUCAAGGAGUACAAGAGCAUCUUCAUCGUCACCGUUGACAAUGUCUCGUCGCAGCAGAUGCACGAGAUCCGUCAGUCGCUCCGCGGCGAGGGUGUCGUCCUCAUGGGAAAGAACACCAUGGUCCGCCGUGCUCUGAAGGGUCUUAUCAACGACUACCCCGAGUACGAGCGUCUCCUUCCCCACGUCAAGGGCAACGUCGGUUUCGUCUUCACCAACGCCGACCUCAAGGACACCCGUGAGAAGAUUCUCUCCAACCGUGUCGCUGCCCCCGCUCGUGCCGGUGCCGUCGCCCCCGGCGAUGUCUACAUUCCCGCCGGAAACACUGGUAUGGAACCCGGAAAGACCUCUUUCUUCCAGGCUCUCGGUGUCCCCACCAAGAUUGCCCGUGGUACCAUCGAAAUUACCUCCGACUUGAAGCUCAUCGAGGCUGGUAACAAGGUCGGUGCCUCCGAGGCUACCCUGCUCAACUUGUUGAACAUCUCUCCCUUCACCUACGGUAUGGGUAUCUUCCAGAUCUACGACAACGGCCAGACCUUCGACGCCUCCGUCUUGGACAUCGAGGAGUCCCAGCUGCUCAAGGCUUUCUCCUCUGCCAUCGCCACCAUUGCCAGUAUCUCCUUGGCUACCGGCUUCCCCACUCUGCCUUCCGUCAUGCACUCCGUUGUCAACUCCUACAAGAAGGUUCUCUCUGUUGCCAUUGAGACCGACUACGAGUGGGAGGAGAUCGCCGAGCUCAAGGACCGCAUCGCCAACCCCGACAAGUACGCUUCCGCUGGCCCUGCCGCGGCUGCUACUUCCGGUGGUGCCGCCCCUGCCGCCAAGGAGGAGGCCAAGGAAGAGGAGAAGGAGGAGUCUGAGGAUGAGGACAUGGGCUUCGGUCUCUUCGACUAA